Messenger RNA from Ceratitis capitata (Mediterranean fruit fly), 725 nucleotides. Its product is annotated as sex determination protein fruitless-like. The record is from RefSeq and is a predicted model, not a curated record. The transcript has 2 exons. Bases 260 to 433 code for a protein of 57 amino acids. Lineage: Eukaryota; Metazoa; Arthropoda; Insecta; Diptera; Tephritidae.
ACUGAAAUGCACCAAAAAACAAAUAAAUUUAAUUGAAACGUGUAAUUUAUGCGCGCAAUGUCGUUAUUAAUAACAAAACUGAAAUAACAAAUUAAAAAUCAAAAUAACAAAACCAAAAAAAUUAUUUACACAAAGCGAAAUUUGGAGUCUUGCAAAGACUACAAUCAACCAAAGUUUACGUCCAUCAACUACUAACUGAAACCACCUAAAUUAAAUUACAAAAAUAAACAAAAAAUAACAAAAAAAAACAGUCUUCAAAAUGUUGGCCAUGUCACAAGGUUUCUUCGACAAUCCAUAUGCUCAAAUACGUGCGCCGACAGUGGCAAUGCGUCCACCACGCGGUGACAGUCCGAUCAACAGCGCUGCAGCGCUCGAUUUGCAGACGUCGAGCCGAUCACAGGUGCCGCCACCGCCACCACCGCCGCCGAGGUAAGGUUACGCCAAACAACGGCGAAAAAAACAAUAAAAAAAAAACCAUUAAAAGAAGGAAAGAUUUAAACAAAACACAGAAAGAAUAAAAACAAGGCGGCAACUAAGCAUAAACAAGCCGUAAAUAUUUAUUUUGCACAUAAAAAAAAAAAUCUUCAGUAUCUCCACCGAAGCAUAUCUGCAAUCAACAUAACAAAUCAAAAGAAAAUUUUGGAAAUUUGCAACAAUCAACAUUUGCAUAAGUGAAAACCUCUUAACAAGAAUUUUUUCGCAACCAAAUUGAACGUAAUAAAAAA